Batrachochytrium dendrobatidis JAM81 is the source of this 1722-nucleotide messenger RNA. RefSeq lists its product as uncharacterized. The transcript is spliced from 3 exons. Lineage: Eukaryota; Fungi; Chytridiomycota; Chytridiomycetes; Rhizophydiales. The record is from RefSeq and is a predicted model, not a curated record. Gene Ontology annotation, molecular function: DNA-binding transcription factor activity, RNA polymerase II-specific; RNA polymerase II cis-regulatory region sequence-specific DNA binding. Gene Ontology annotation, biological process: regulation of transcription by RNA polymerase II. Bases 1 to 1722 code for a protein of 573 amino acids.
AUGAUCGUUGAUCGAGUGCGUUCACUUUUGUUUAGUACAAAAACUGCAUUAGCAAAAGUUGAUAAAUUGUCCAUUUUACUGGAGACUGCAAUUGCUAUUAUCAUUGCUGAAGCUGGUGGACGAGUAUUUAAAAAAGUGGUAUUCAUGGCUCAUACUGGAACUCGAAUUUCUGAUAUUGCUGCUGUUUUAGAUUUGCAUGCAUCUACUGCCAAUACCACCAGUAACAGUACAAAAUUCAACCCUAUCAUCACUGCAAAUCCUACCGAAUCCUCUGCAGCAGCAGCUCAUUCUAUACUACUCAGACUUGCUCAGUCAAACCCAAUCAUUUCUCAUUCAGAUAUUUUUAAUCAACAGUCCUUGUCGAAUCUGAAUUCAAGUCUAUCCAAUGGCCAACUUCCAUGGCAUUCAGACUCGAUUCAUCAGAAUUCUGGGACUCAUGAACUCCUGUAUCCGUUUAUUCCAUCUACUCAGCAAGAUCAUCCUCAUUUUUAUUCCAAUGACCAGAAAUUCGACUCUGAAUCCAUGUUUUCUCGUUUAAAUGCUGCCAUAUCAAGCACACAGCUAACUACUGAUGCGACGUCGGAACCCAUUUCUGAUCAUUCAACUCGCGAGUCUUUAAACGCAGGCAGCAGCAGCAACUCUAAUGACCAUUCCACCACUGAUUUGAAUCAUUCGUUAUCCUCACAUUUGUUUAUGGAGCAAAUGGUAGCAGCAGCAGCAGCUGCAGCAGCUGCUCAAGCUCAGACAGGGUUAGCCCUUAGUUCGACACAGCAGUUAUACCAAGAUAAUCCGUACACUAUACAAUCUCAGUCCAAUCAUCAGAAUUCUAAUUUAAUGGAUGAGAUUCACUCUACGUCGGGUAGAGGAAACGAUGGUCAUUUGUCGAAAUCACAACCUUCUACUUCUGGUGACGGGUUUAUUAUUCCUGAUACGACUGUUGAUAUUCCUGGAGGAGGAAGAAUUGUUGUGAGACAGGACGCUCAGGGUAAAUAUUGCUGUCAUUUAUGUGACCAUAGUUUUUCCAGACUUUUUAAUCUUCGGAGUCACAUGAGUACACACAGUAGAAUAAAACCCUUCCAAUGCACAACAUGCGAUAAGCAGUUUUCUCGUAAUCACGAUCUAGCCAGACAUCAGCGAAUCCACUCUAAAGAAAAAGGCCAUGUAUGCACUGCUUGUGGUAGAAAGUUUUCCAGAUUGGAUGCGCUCAAACGACAUUCACGUAUGGAUAAAGGAGCUCGUAAAGCAUAUUGUGCAGAUUUACCUUUUUCUGAGAAACAAUCAACAGAUGCCGAACAUGACUCAACUCAAUCCAACUUACCCCCACACGAAAUCCAAUUCCAAGAAACACAAAAAAAGCAACAGCAGCAACUACUGAAUCAUCAGUUGAAGCAACGACACAAGCAAAAACGACAGGUAGAGCAAUUACAAGCGUUUCAAUCUGCAGCAUCGUAUCCCAGUAUUCACACCUCUAAUCAAGACUCGCAUCUAUCGAGACAUCAGAAUGAUGACUUUUUGUCUCGGCUUGGUCAUUCGCCAUUUCAAUUGCAAGUUUGUCAUCUUUCUAAUAAUGGUGGAGAUGGAAAAGAGGAUUCAACUCAGGGAGUCGUCGAUAUUUCCAACUCAACAUCAAGAAAUGAUUUUACACGUGCAGUGAUGGUUAUUGAAGAAGCGACUGCGGCUGCUGUUGCUGCUGCGCUAGCAUUCAACUCACAUCUCCAAUAA